AUGCUCGGUGGAAAAAUACUGAGAAUGGGUUUGAAAUCCAGGAUACGGCAGGCCUGCAUACAUAUGAGUGCUAGAGAAGCAAGUACAGCGCCGGAAUGCGUUGAUUCAGAACACCAGAAGAUAAGCGCUGGAGAAGGCCCUAGUCGAUCUUCCCGACCGGUUGAUGAAGCGAAAGAGGAAGUACUGCGCGAAACUAAGAAGCGCAUCAGAAGAUGGAAAGCAAGAAAUGCUUAUUUAUCGGCACCUGCUGAAGAAGCGAAUGACGACCCUUCUAAAGGCGAUCUUCCGCGAAUAAGUGAAGUGGACUUUGCCCGAAAAGCCGAAGAAGAGGAACGAGAAUGGGCUGAACGUGCUGAUGACAUGUUGGUAAAUCUCAGCUUUGUAUCAACGGAGGAGAACAGGGCCAUUAAACUUCCUUCGGUAAGAAAAUUUGGAUAUAUGAGUGCUUAUAGAUUUGUUUUUUUCCAUUCCAGCAGUUUUGUUUUGUUAGUACUGUUAUAA
Molecule: messenger RNA, 501 nt
Organism: Cooperia oncophora
Lineage: Eukaryota; Metazoa; Nematoda; Chromadorea; Rhabditida; Trichostrongylidae
Source: the annotation of a GenBank genome assembly